GUACUUGUUAGUGUUUUUCAAUUAAACAUGACGAAAAAAUCGAAUCAUGCUACCAAUAAAAUUCAGCUGAUACUGCUGAUAGCUGGGAUGACAUGUUGCUGUAUAUCCGACGGUUUCAUUUUCGGUCAGAUGUCAGGAAUGACAGAUGCCUUAAGAGCUUCUGACAGCACUAUACCGUUAACAGAUGAUGACAUAUCAUGGAUAGCAUCCACCAUCAACGUAACCUGCGUAAUUGGAUUCUUGGUAGUGGGUAUACUGGCCAAACUUCUGGGUCGAAGAGCAUCAAUAUCAAUACUUAGUACUCCUCUAUUAAUAUGCUGGAUUAUACUCUACUUCGUGGGGGAUAAAAUUCUUCUUUUAUGUACCAGAGUCAUAGUCGGAGUCACUUUUGGAGGAGUAGCAAUGCUUGUUUCUGUGUGCAUUGUGGAAUAUUUAGAUCCCCACGUACGACAAUACGCUUUCUCUUUUAUUUCCAGCGUUGGAUCUCAAGUUGGCGUCACAUUGGGACAUGUACUCUGCCUUCUUAUGGAUUGGAGAUAUGUUGCGUUAGUAGGAUUGGUACCAACAGGGAUAUCUUGCUUGAUUCCUUUAUUUUGGACCGAAAGUCCGUCCUGGCUGGCAACACACGGUAGGUUUGAAGAAUCCGAAGAGGCUUUCUGGACAUUACAUGCUCAAAGUGAAGUAAGAGAAUCUGAGCUUCGGCAACUAAUCACGCACGAAAGGCAGAAGAAAAGAGAGUUUCUGAUACAGAGUAACACGAAUAGUGCCUUCGUCAAAUUUUUGUUUGCAUGUAAAGAGGUAUACUACUGGCGGAUUAUUGUUAUUGGUGUUAUUAUUGGAACAUAUAGAGCUGCGGCUGGUCGUAUUUUGCUUUUUACAUUAGCUUUAACAAUGAUACAAGAAAUAACAGGAGAUAGCGAUAUUUUAUUGUAUACAAUAGUCGUCGACGGGUUUGGGAUAUUUGGUGCAGCAUUAUCUUGCUUUUUGGUAAAGAGAUUUCCGAUGAGAAGUCUGUUGCUCGUUUCUGGGACUAUAGCAAAUAUUUUACUAUUGCUAGUGAGUGGAUCGUUAUACUUUGUGCCAAAUAAAGAAUGGUAUCCUUGGAUAAAAAUACUUCUUAUAGCAUGUUAUUGUAUAAUAAUUAAUGCCGGACCAUACCCAGUUUUGGACAUAGUUCUGGCUGAAAUACAUCCUUUGCAUAUAAAGGAAUUUAGUAUUUUUCUUAUUGGAGGGCUAGGGGGCACAAUACAAUUUUUAUGGAUCAAAUUAGCGGGAACAAUGUUUGAUAAUAUAGGUUAUUCUGGAACUUUUCUUUUUAAUUCUGCUAUUGUUUUCUUUUGUAUAAUUUAUAUGUGGAGGUAUAUGCCCGAAACUAAAGGUAAAACUUUACAAAAUGUCGAAUUAUUCUUCAGGACAGGUAAAUUCGAUCACAUAAAUAAUGAACGUCUUCGUGAAUUGUUAUAAUGAGUAAGCUGUUUGUAAUACCUACGUCUUUUAGUUAUUGUACAUAUGUACAUAUAUCGUGUAUGAAAAGAUUUUUAAAACUAACGUUGAUUUUUAAAACUGACGCAAAUUUCACGGGUCAACACUUCGACUUUAAAGUUCUACAUGCAAAGCUUUUAUAUUAAAUUGGCCGAUUGAACCUUUAAAGAUUUGGUUUUAAUUGAAGAUGAAACCAUUAGUUAUUCAUCAUGAUGUGAUAACCACACUCCGAUCGCAUCCGAUUUUUAAUGUUUAAAUUAUUUUUUUUUAACUAUCAUAAAACAGAUGCAAUACUAAAAAAGGUAUUUUCUUUUCGUUUCUGUUCAUAAUUAAGCUAAAAAUUAUUAAAUAAACUAUAGUGAUCUGGAACGAUAUCUUUUUUGUAGUAGCAGUGUUAUCAUCCAGACCAGUUUGAUCAAUAUGAAUGUAGGCUUCCAAUAACGUCUGCUUUAUGUCGUAGAAUAGGCUUGUAUUUCCGGAUAUUUCUCUGAAACUUAUAGUCACAUCUCGAUUCCUUUUUAAUUUUAAUUUUUCAACCUUCAACAAGUCAAAAUUUCAUUUUUUUUUACUACUGAAAUAUAAAUAUUUAAUUAAUCUGUGGAAAAAUGUGGAAACUACUACUAAUUGAUUAAUAGCGAUUAAUGAAAAAAAAAUGCAAUUAUAUGUUAUUAUCCUGUCAGAUAGGACAAUAUUCAUUGAUAUGUAUGCGUGACAUUGUUGAUAAGAAUAAUUGGUUAUAAAUAAAUUUUACAUGACUCCAUACCGAGCUCUAUGCUCGUUAGCGUUUAGUUAAUGAGAUAGUUUGAUUGUUUAUAAAAUAACACUUUAUUAAAUUAAUAAUACAUAUAC
Molecule: messenger RNA, 2331 nt
Organism: Pieris brassicae (large cabbage white)
Lineage: Eukaryota; Metazoa; Arthropoda; Insecta; Lepidoptera; Pieridae
Product: sugar transporter ERD6-like 6
Exons: 3
Coding region: 28-1464 (478 amino acids)
Biological process (GO): transmembrane transport
Cellular component (GO): membrane
Molecular function (GO): transmembrane transporter activity
Source: RefSeq, a predicted model, not a curated record